GUAAGUGUGGAGGCCAUGUAGACCCACUAACACUGCCCUUUCUGUUUCUUCCUCACCUCUCCUUUCCACCUGUUUCUCACUGUCUCUUUUUCUUGUGUUUCUCUCUCUCUCUCUCUCUCUCUCUCUCUCUCUCUCUCCUCUCUCCAUUUCUAUCUCUAUCUCUCCUUUCCCUCCUUCCCUGUCUCUCUGGUUCUGUUUCUUCUUAUGUCUUCUCACUCUCACCCUCCCAUUGCUGUCUCAAUUUGUAUCUAUUUAUGUCUUUGUCACCAUUUUCUCUUUGUUCUAUCCUUUCUUGCUCUGUCUCUGUGCCUCUGUGUUUUUCUCUCUGUCUCUCUCCCGCCCUCAUCUCUCUAUCUCUGUCUGUCUGUCUCUUCCCCAUUAUCCCUAUUUGCAGGUGCAGCCCAGCAGGACAACUGAUGGAGUCCCCCAGGGCCCAUCGAAUACCGGACUGGCUGAUCCUGUAAGGCUGGGAGCAGCCCCUGCCCCCUCAGUAUGGCCAACGCUACUGGAGAACCCCAAGAGGUGAGCGGCGCACUAUCCCCGCCAUCAGCAUCAGCUUAUGUGAAGCUGGUGCUGUUGGGACUGAUCAUGUGCGUAAGCCUGGCGGGCAAUGCCAUCUUGUCCCUGCUGGUGCUCAAGGAGCGUGCCCUGCACAAGGCUCCUUAUUACUUUCUGCUGGACCUGUGCCUGGCCGACGGCAUACGCUCUGCCGUCUGCUUCCCCUUUGUGCUGGCUUCUGUGCGCCACGGCUCCUCAUGGACCUUCAGUGCUCUCAGCUGCAAGAUUGUGGCCUUUAUGGCUGUGCUCUUUUGCUUCCAUGCGGCCUUCAUGCUGUUCUGCAUCAGUGUCACCCGCUACAUGGCCAUCGCCCACCAUCGCUUCUACGCCAAGCGCAUGACACUCUGGACAUGCGCAGCUGUCAUCUGCAUGGCCUGGACCCUGUCUGUGGCCAUGGCCUUCCCACCUGUCUUUGAUGUGGGCACCUACAAGUUUAUCCGUGAGGAGGACCAGUGCAUCUUUGAGCAUCGCUACUUCAAGGCCAAUGACACGCUGGGCUUCAUGCUUAUGUUGGCUGUGCUCAUGGCAGCCACACAUGCUGUCUAUGGCAAGCUGCUCCUCUUCGAGUAUCGUCACCGCAAGAUGAAGCCAGUGCAGAUGGUGCCAGCCAUUAGCCAGAACUGGACAUUCCAUGGUCCUGGGGCCACCGGCCAGGCUGCUGCCAACUGGAUCGCUGGGUUUGGCCGUGGGCCCAUGCCACCAACCCUGCUGGGUAUCAGGCAGAAUGGGCACGCAGCCAGCCGGCGGCUGCUGGGCAUGGACGAGGUCAAGGGUGAAAAGCAGCUGGGCCGUAUGUUCUACGCGAUCACACUGCUCUUCUUGCUCCUCUGGUCACCCUACAUUGUGGCCUGCUACUGGCGAGUGUUUGUGAAAGCCUGUGCCGUGCCCCACCGUUACCUGGCCACCGCUGUUUGGAUGAGCUUCGCCCAGGCUGCCGUCAACCCGAUCGUCUGCUUCUUGCUCAACAAGGACCUCAAGAAGUGCCUGAGGACUCACGCCCCCUGCUGGGGCACAGGAGGUGCCCCGGCUCCCAGAGAACCCUACUGUGUCAUGUGAAGCAGGCCAGGAGGCAGACAGGCAGGGAGGUCAUGGCUACCUUGCUGGGGCAAACAAUAAGGGAAGGGUGGGCCCCCUACAGGAGCCUUUCUUUCUGAGCUCCAGCCCCAGCCCCUGGAACCACCCAGAAUCUAGGCACCUUUGCCAACACCUCCCCAGGGUUGGAGACCGGGGUGGGGGACUGGAAAAGAGGUGUUUCUAGUUCUGUGGGGCCUGUCUCUGCCACCUCAUUCUCCACUUCUACAAUCUCUGUCAUUUCCUCUUUCUUUCUCUCUCUCUCUCUCCUCUCUCUUUUCCUCUCUCUCUCAGAAGUGACAAUUCAGAAAAAGAAAGUAAGACUGAAAAUGCAGGUUUUUCUACUAACAGCUGAGGAGAUAGGCUUUCUUGCUUUAAUGUCUCUCCUUCUGACAUUGUCCAGAAGGGGGAAAUUUGUCCUGUAAAAUAGACUUCCAGAGCUCUUAUUGCCCCCUCUGCUCCCAUGCACCCUCUCCUUCCAAGUCCUUUAGCAAGACCUGGAUUUUAGGGAGAAAUUCAUCUGCUGACAACAGGGAUCAAAGGGGGUGCUGGGUCCCCAGGGAGCGGGAAUGUUUAAUUGCCACGUUGUGUGCAAUUGUUGUUUUAAGCUAACCCUGGUCCCAAGCCUGGUCUCCUCUCCCUUCCCACCAUGUCCAGACCUCCUGAGUGUUUCUUGAGCAUCUGUUCAAGAAGCCAGGAGGGGAGGGAGAAGGACCCUUGGAAUGGGCUCAGGCUAGGUGAAGAAUGGGAUGUGAGCUGCACGCCUCAAGUUGAAGAGACCUGAGCUUGGCUGCAUUCUUUCGAGCUGCCUCCUGGAUCCCCAGCCCCCAACUCUUCUUCCUGAGGAUGGAAAUCCACUCCAGCUCCACUAGGGCUGAUGUGGGUGCCAUACAGGCAGGAGCAUUCCCCCAGGGAAGUGUAGGGAGAAAGCCAAACUCCCCAGAGUAACUGGAAACCAGCACCUGGGGUCAGAGCCGAACUCAACCCCAGAUUUGUCUCCUGGGUUCAUACUAUUAUCCUGAAGAUGAAAAGUUGGGGGGUGGCCUUGGUAUAAUGCAUAAUGGUAUAAGCUCCAAGGCAUUGUGGACUUGAGUCCAUUCCUAUCUGACCUCUUUUUGUCCCCUUGAAGCCUCAGGGGCCUUGCCCCUCUUGGUAGCCCUUGGCCUUCUGGGCCCUCAGCCCCCAGAUUCCUUCCCCUGAACAGCCCUUCUCCCCUUUUUUCCCUCCAACCAAAGUGGAGCAGACUACAGCCAGAUUCUUCAGGUGGGAGAGCCCAAGCCUCCCUCCCAGGGCCGAGUCCACCCUGGACUCACAUCAUGGCCAGUUCUUAUGGAACUGGUGAGCCAAGCUGGCAUUCCUUUGCCUGGUCUUGCCCAGAUUCUUUGUCCCCCUCUCAUUUCCUGGGGGAGGGAGAGAUCUGUAUUUAUCCACACCCCUUUCCCUUUCUGAUAGAAACCCUUGUCCUAAGCUCCCUCCCUACCCCCAAGACAGUCCCAGCACUGGGGAAGCCUUGAUCCAAGAGGAAUGGGGAGGGCACUCUAGGCAGGAGAGACAUUAAUGAGCCUGGUUGUGGAGUGGCCCUGGAAAGGCAGGCCAGAGUGGCUGAGUGGGUGUGGGGGUGGGUACCUGUUCUCUCAGUGAUAGUGAUGGGGGUGCCUUUCCCAGGGAGUGGGGUGGGGGGACCACAGGGGUGGGAGUAGAUAGGAUAUAUUCUGGAAGGUUUUCCUCCAUUUCUUUUUUCUAACUGCCUGGAUUCACCAUUGGAUUUUGUAAAUGGAAAACUGAAAAGAACAAUGCUAUAUUGGAUGUUUUCUCUUUCUGACUCUGUGUGUGUGUGUGUGUGUGUGUGUGUGUGUGUCUCCUGUCUGCAUGACCACAUGUGGGGAGGUAUGGUCGAGUGAGACUGUGUGUGACUCUGUGUGGGGAGGCAGCACUGCCUGGUGCACACAUGUGAGCAAAUGCCUGUAUGUGGAGACAUAUGGCACAAACACACACACGUACACAUAUGCACCUAACUGAAAGGAGACAAACUAGAGUAUGUCCCUGCAGCAGGAGGUUGAGUGGUCAGAGAAUAGAAUUUUAAAACUGUACAUAUGUAUGCAGCAAGAGGGUAGACUCCCAUUUCGUAAAUCUUCCUCCUUUGGCCCAGGCUGUGAACAUGGAGCAGGGGCAAGAUACUUGAGAACUCCAUCUCUUCCCAAAGCCUGGAACCCCCAGGUACCAUUCCAAUUCCAUGGUCCGUCUCCUCUCAAAAACACAAAUGAGGUGUUCCUGAAAGUGGACCACAAUGGAGAAUAGGGACUGGGAAUUGGGGAUUAAACUUGAGGGUGAACUAAUGGGGUUAGAAAAUGCUCCCUACAAAGUAAUGGCUUCUAGAGGGACUGCUCAGACUGGGAUGGGAGCCCUUCUGAAGAGUCCACUGUAUACAGCUGGGACUUUGGUAACCUUUGAUUAAACUCGGGAGGGAUGUUAGGGGUGAAUAAAGCCAAGCCUGGGAGUCUAACCAGCUAUCCUGCUACCUGGGCACUCAAAUACUUUAUUUACUUAUUCUCUCAGGUGCACAGAAUUGAGUUGACCAUACUCCUCAGUUCUUGGCACACUAUAUCAUCGUUGGUCCAUGUGAGUCCCUCUUAUUCUUUUGUUUUGUUUCGUCCCUUUCAUCACUCAUCCCUGACCCAAUCCCCCCUCCCACAUAGACACCCACUCUUGUGUAUUUAAUGUAUGUCCUUCCAAUUCACUGUUCAUGUAUUUGUUUACAUAUAUGUGUAUCUGUGAAAAAUAUAUGGUAUUGUUAUGUGUUUUAAUUUACAUAAACAGUAUUG
Molecule: messenger RNA, 4451 nt
Organism: Panthera uncia (snow leopard)
Lineage: Eukaryota; Metazoa; Chordata; Mammalia; Carnivora; Felidae
Gene: GPR173
Product: G protein-coupled receptor 173
Exons: 1
Coding region: 493-1614 (373 amino acids)
Biological process (GO): G protein-coupled receptor signaling pathway
Cellular component (GO): plasma membrane
Molecular function (GO): G protein-coupled receptor activity
Source: RefSeq, a predicted model, not a curated record